CCAUCGUUAACUCUGAUCUCUGGCAACACUUAUAACCCUCCACAUGUGUUAGGUUCUACAGUGUAGGCCUUCAACAUGAUGAUUGCACAGUUUGUCGCAGGGGCUUCCCUCUUUGCUCUGUUGAUUGUGGAAAUAUGCUGCCAUCCUGUUAAGCAAGGCUCUAAUCCUGGCGCUUCUUUUAAGAGCAGUAACAUGAACACUGCUCCUAAUUUGGAUUUGUACCGGGAAGUGCCUUCUGGCCAGUUUUCACCUGGAGCUGUUCGGUUUAACAAUGCUCCUUCUCAAGGCAUCUCUACACCAAUUGAUCAUGCAGUGCCAGAUACAAGGCCCAGUGUUUCUGAGUUUAUAGUUCAAAGAGAAAUAACGUCACUUGUUGGCUCUAGUUCCCCUGGCCUGCUUUACUCGGGGAACAAGGGCACUUUGUACCAGGAAGUGCCUUCUGACCAAUUUUCAACUGGAGCUGUUCAGUUUAACAAUGCUACUUCUCAAGGCAUCUCUACACCAAUUGCUCAUGCUGUGCCAGAUACAAGGCCCAGUGUUUCUGAGUUUAUAGUUCAAAGAGAAAUAAUGCCAUUUGUUGGCUCUAGUUCCCCUGGACUGCUUUUCUCAGGGAAUAGGGCCACUUCAGUGAGGCAAAACUCUACCAGUUCUGCACAACCAGAAGCUGGGUUUCAAUCUGCCUCACAAGAUGCCAACUGGGCUGUUGCAUCUCCUCCUGAUCUGUUCUACGGCGGUGAGGAAAUGUCGACUGGCACUCGUGGUGUUGUCUCCAGUCGACCCAAGAAGCUGAGUCUCCUUCAACCAAUGUACCAGGCAGGGGAGUUGUCCAAUUAUGAGCUAAGCAAUGAGCACGGUGACUUCGAGAGGGAGACCGAGGAACAAGGCUGGUGGCCUCAGCAACCACGUCCUAUGCAAGAGUCUGCUGGACAAGGCUUCGCCAGCCAACCUCGUCCAGUCUUCAACAUGGGUAGAAGCUUGAGCCCUUAUCAUUACUACGACUUCUCUUUCCUUACCGGCCAGUAUCCUCCAGGCACAUUCAGUCAUGCCAGCAGCAGCUACGAGCAGGGAAGAGACUACUGGCAAGACGUUCACUAUAUGAAAGACUCUGGUACCUCUAACCCCAGACCUGAACAGCAGAUCCAGACCUUCACUGGUGACUUUGGAGCUCCCCAGAGCAUUGAGUAUCCCAGUACGCCUGUGGGAAGUCCUGUGAUGUCUGGUUAUGGACAGGGUGGUGCUCAGCCUGGUCUAGAAGCUUCUUCCCCUCAACACUUCUGGCAGUCAAGCCGUUGGCCAAAUCAUGCCUAUUAGCGGUGUGGAUCCCUACAGCAUGAACAAAGUUUUCGGAUGAAUAAAGCUUUUGUAAUUUA
This is a messenger RNA of Cottoperca gobio, 1370 nucleotides long. RefSeq lists its product as uncharacterized. The record is from RefSeq and is a predicted model, not a curated record. Bases 76 to 1311 code for a protein of 411 amino acids. The transcript has 5 exons. NCBI's taxonomy places the organism in Eukaryota, Metazoa, Chordata, Actinopteri, Perciformes, Bovichtidae.